AUGUCUCUAGACUAUUCAUCACCUCCCAUUCAAGUCACUUGUCAUGAAUUGUUAAUUCCUCCAAAUACAGAGACUGUGACUGUCUCUCCAAUUUCACAACCUCUUCCACCACUUGCAAACAAUCAUUUACGAAUUCGUGUCAAAUACGGAGCACUCAAUUUUGCAGAUGUUUUACAAGUCGGAGGAAAAUAUCAAGAAAAACGUUUACCUCCCUUCAUUCCAGGAUCAGAAAUUGCAGGUGUUGUGUGUGAAAUUAAUUCUUCCAAUGAAGUGAAUCAUCAUUCUUUUCAAAUUGGAGAUCAAGUCCUAUUAUUGGCUCAAAAAGAUGGAUGGCAAUCAUUCAUUGACAUUCCCAUUCAAUAUCCUGCAAUGAUUCGAGUACCCAAGUCCAUUGAUUUAAAAAAAGCAGCUGGAUUAUUUGUGGCUUUUUCAACUUCACAUGUGGCUCUCACUCAUCCAAGACAUGGAAAUUUACAAAAGUGCAAGUUGGAACUUGACUCUAAAGAACAAGUUGCAAUGAUGAAACAAACAAUGACACAUUCAGAACAAACCAUGAAGCAUACAACAAAUCAACAGACACAAUCAGAACAAGUUGCAAUGAAACAAACCAUGAAGAAGAGAAAAAUUGUGCUCGUAUUAGGUGCUAGUGGAGGUGUCGGCCUCGCUGCAUGUCAAAUUGCAAAAGCUCUUGGUGCCAUUGUCAUUGCUGCUUGUAGUUCCGACGAAAAGUGUCAAUUAUGCAAAGAAAAGGCACACGCAGAUCAUGUCAUUAAUUAUGAAGCAAACAAAAAGGAUUGGUUCAAAACAGUUCUCACUGAUUUUACCAAUGGAAAGGGAUGUGAUAUUAUUUAUGAUCCUGUUGGAGGUGAUUUGGGAAUGCAAAGUUUGAAAUGUAUGGCAUGGGGAGGUGUUUGGUUAGUGAUUGGAUUUGCUACUUCACACAUUCCUCAAAUUCCAGCAAAUAUUUUACUCGUCAAGAAUUGCAGUGCAAGUGGAGUGUAUUGGGGAAGUUACAUGAAACAUGAACCACAAGUGAUUCAACACAGUAUGAAGGAAUUAUUUGAAAUGAUGACCCGAGGUGAAAUUGAUCCAUUUAUUAGUCAUGUGUAUCCAGUAGAGCAUGUAGUGAAAGCCAUGAACGAUAUGCUUCAAAGAAAGACUAUUGGAAGAGUCUUGUUGUCGUUUGAUGAGAACGAACGAUUGUCGAAAAUGUGA
Naegleria lovaniensis is the source of this 1215-nucleotide messenger RNA. RefSeq lists its product as uncharacterized. Gene Ontology annotation, molecular function: oxidoreductase activity. The record is from RefSeq and is a predicted model, not a curated record. The transcript has a single exon. NCBI's taxonomy places the organism in Eukaryota, Heterolobosea, Eutetramitea, Acrasida, Naegleriidae. The coding region runs from base 1 to 1215 and encodes 404 amino acids.